UUGACUCCACCUCACCUCUUCGCCAGCGCAUUGUCUUCGCGCUUUCUUUCGGCCGAUGGCAUGAAAUAGCUUGGUCUCCUCCAGUCAUCACUCGCGGCCCCUCUAUAUCGAUGCGAUGGCUCCACCACAGCCUCUUCCCCCAGAUGCCUACGACAGUAGAGCGAACAGCAUUAUCGCCGUCGUUGCGGCUGGUCUUUUCAUCUCAUCCACAGCUGUCGCCUUACGCUUUUACGUCCGUCUAGGCAUCGUCAAGAAGUUCGGCCCGGAUGAUUGGGGAGUGGCAAUAUUUCUGGUCUUUGUCCUUGUGCUGGGUAUCCUGGCUGCUUUAAAUACCGCGUCCGGCCUCGGUCGUCACAUAUCCGUGCUUAGCCACGAUGAGAUUGUCACAUGGUGGAAGGAAAAUUUCUUCGCGUUACUCGCGUACCAACUGGCCAUCGCAUCCGGGAAGGUGACCUUUCUGCUCCAAUUCCGGCGCAUCUUCCCUCUGCCACAUGUUCAGCGAAUUUGCGAUGUCUUCGCUGGAUUUGUGAUCGUCUGGGGAUUCAUCUCGACGCUUACAGUCUUGUUCAGCUGCAACCCAAUCUCCGAAAAUUGGGAUAUGACUCACCCAAACCAAUGCAUUAACAGGAUGGUUUUCUGGUACUUCAACUCCAUUGUCAAUAUUCUUACGGACAUCAUCAUCUACAUUAUACCCCUCCCAAUCCUCCGAACCUUGUCGUCGAUCGGAAGAGUCCAGAAAUAUAUUCUGGUGGGCAUCUUCUGCCUAGGCUUCUUCACCUGCGUCAUUUCCGUCGUCCGUAUUACCCGUCUGUACGCGGCGAUUAUGUCCACGGAUCCUCCCUGGCACACUAUCGAGGUGGCUAUCUGGUCAGUUGUCGAGCUGUCUUGUGCUGUUGUCUGCGUUUGCAUCCCGACGCUUCGUCCCCUGCUGCCCAAAGGUCUUGCUUCGUCGGGAACACCACAGUCCGCAAAGCUCUAUCGGUGGCGCUUGCCUUGGACAACCAAUAGCGGUGCCUCCGCAGAGGUGGAGUCUCAACAACCAACACCUCAACUAGACCGAGAUACAACUUGUACCGGUACGGUUGUAGCAUUGGGAAAACUAGUGUCACCUGCGGCUGAAGUUGAGGCCCCUUUUGCAUGUGCAGUUGCUCAUUGAGAGGCGAUGGAGGUGCGUGAAGUCACAUAAUUUCUAGGC
This is a messenger RNA of Microdochium trichocladiopsis, 1195 nucleotides long. RefSeq lists its product as uncharacterized. The record is from RefSeq and is a predicted model, not a curated record. The transcript is spliced from 5 exons. NCBI's taxonomy places the organism in Eukaryota, Fungi, Ascomycota, Sordariomycetes, Xylariales, Microdochiaceae. Bases 116 to 1156 code for a protein of 346 amino acids.